This is a messenger RNA of Phacochoerus africanus (Common warthog), 2864 nucleotides long. It is a transcript of the gene ETS2, whose product is annotated as ETS proto-oncogene 2, transcription factor. The record is from RefSeq and is a predicted model, not a curated record. Lineage: Eukaryota; Metazoa; Chordata; Mammalia; Artiodactyla; Suidae. Bases 212 to 1624 code for a protein of 470 amino acids. Gene Ontology annotation, cellular component: nucleus. Gene Ontology annotation, biological process: cell differentiation; regulation of transcription by RNA polymerase II. Gene Ontology annotation, molecular function: DNA-binding transcription factor activity, RNA polymerase II-specific; sequence-specific DNA binding. The transcript has 10 exons.
CGGCCAGUUACUUCCUCCAGCGGCGGCGCGGAGCGCGGUGUCGCCCCAGCCCUGAGCGCCCGGAGCCCUCCGCCCGCCGCCCGCCGCUCCCUGCCGGCUCAGGCCUGCCGAGCGCCCUCCCCGCGUCCCGGCCCCGCCGCCCGCGCCCUCCCCGGCGCGCACCGAGGAGUCCGGGCCCCGAGUCGCCGGCCGCCCUGCCCGAAGCGGCGCGAUGAAUGAUUUUGGCAUCAAGAACAUGGACCAGGUGGCCCCAGUGUCUAACAGUUACAGAGCGACACUCAAGCGCCAGCCUGCCUUUGACACCUUGGAUGGGUCCCUGCUCUCCGUUUUCCCCCCACUAAAUGAAGAACAAACGCUCCAAGAAGUGCCAACAGGCUUGGAUUCCAUUUCUCAUGACUCAACCAACUGUGAGUUGCCCCUGUUGACCCCAUGCAGCAAGGCUGUGAUGAGUCAAGCCUUAAAAGCUACCUUCAGUGGCUUCAAAAAGGAGCAGUGCCGCCUCGGCAUCCCAAAGAAUCCCUGGCUGUGGACCGAACAGCAGGUGUGCCAGUGGCUUCUCUGGGCCACCAACGAGUUCAGUCUGGUGGACGUCAACCUGCAGAGGUUCGGCAUGACCGGCCAGGUGUUGUGUAACCUUGGCAAGGAGCGCUUUCUGGAGCUGGCCCCUGACUUUGUGGGUGACAUUCUCUGGGAGCAUCUGGAACAGAUGAUCAAAGAAAACCAAGAAAAGACAGAAGAGCAGUAUGAAGAAAAUUCACCCCUCAACUCCGUGCCUCAGUGGAUUAAUAGCAAUUCAUUAGGUUUUGGGGUGGAGCAGACCCCGUAUGGGGUGCAGACGCAGAACUACCCCAAAGGCAGCCUCCUGGACGGCCUGUGUCCAGCAUCCUCCGCGCCCAGCACACUCGGUCCCGAGCAGGACUUUCAGAUAUUCCCCAAGGCCCGGCUCAGCACCGUCAGUGUCAACUACUGCUCCGUCAGCCAGGACUUCGCCGGCAGCAGCCUGAACCUGCUCUCCAGCGGCGCUGGGAAGCCCGGAGACCACGAUGCCCCCGAGAACGGUGCGGACAGCUUCGAGAGCUCCGAGUCGCUGCUGCAGUCCUGGACCAGCCAGUCGUCUCUGCUGGACGUGCAGCGGGUCCCUUCCUUCGAGAGCUUCGAGGACGACUGCAGCCAGUCCCUCUGCCUCAACAAGCCGACCAUGUCUUUCAAGGAUUACAUCCAGGAGAGGAGCGACCCGGUGGAACAAGGCAAACCAGUUAUACCUGCGGCCGUGCUGGCCGGCUUCACAGGAAGUGGACCUAUCCAGUUGUGGCAGUUCCUCCUAGAAUUGCUCUCCGACAAAUCCUGCCAGUCUUUCAUCAGCUGGACGGGGGACGGAUGGGAGUUUAAGCUCGCUGACCCAGAUGAGGUGGCCCGCCGGUGGGGCAAGAGGAAAAACAAGCCCAAGAUGAACUACGAGAAGCUGAGCCGAGGUCUGCGCUAUUACUACGACAAAAACAUCAUCCACAAGACCUCGGGCAAGCGCUACGUGUACCGCUUCGUGUGCGAUCUCCAGAACCUGCUGGGGUUCACGCCCGAGGAGCUGCACGCCAUCCUGGGCGUCCAGCCGGACACGGAGGACUGAGGCCGCCCCGGCGCGGUCCUCACCCAUCUCACACGGACCCUAAAAGGCGGGAUCGACGCGUCCGGCAAGGUCUCCCAAGAAGCAGUGGCCUUAUUUCAUCCGAAACGGCGGUCCUUCGCCGAAAGCAGCGCGGGUUCUCGAUUCUAAAGCCUGCUGACAGGAACACAGUAUUUAUGAUGCUCUUACCUUAGAAUGGCCUCGAAGGACACGCUGGGCCGCCGGCCUGGCUCCAGCAGACUGCGUUGUAACAGGAUCCCUGAGGCUGGUGGGGCUUCUCCAAGGAGCGAGCGGGUCGUGGACGCACAUGUUUCUUUGGAUUUUCUUUUGCCUGUGGCCGCCGGGAAUCGCAAAUGCAGAAGAGGUCUCUGUGGUUCAGAGGGGGAGAAGGUGCAAGGACCACUCAUUCCAUUUCAGAAGUUAGUUUGUAUAUAGGACGGUCAUCGUAUCAUUGGUAUCCAAACCCCCCCUAACAGUCCUAUUUAACAGAAAUUGUAUAUUGUAAUUUAAAAUAAUUAUAUAACUGUAUGUGAACGAAGAAGGCAGACAUCCCGUGUGUAUUCCAUUUUUCAAGAGCACAGAUGGCAUUUUGCAAACAUUUAACCCGCCAAGGGCGGGCUGAGGCAGGUUGUGCCGUGUGUAUGAUUAACAUUUAUUAUAUGUACAGGAAUAAGGUCUAAGAGGGUUGCUAUUCCUGUGUUCUGUUUUUUUGGCUUGCCUGGGUUAUUAUCUAUGGCAAGGACUUUGUACAUUUGGGAAUUUUUAUAAGAAACUUAAUGUUAUUGUCUGGGGGCCCGUCCGGCCUCUCUCUUCUCCUUCAAUUGUAAAGUAAAAGCUAUAAAGCAGUAUUUUUCUUGACACUUGGCACAUGUUCUCCAUUUCUAUGCAUGCCUUUAAAUCGGUUUCUACACAAAACUUCGUUUUUAGUUCGGUUCUGUUUUCCCAACGACUAACCUCCCCCAAUCACAGCCAUUUCCUCUCAGCGUCCCACCCCCGCACCCCAACGUCUUCUGUACGAUUAAAAUAGGAAUACUAUUUUUGGAAACCGGCGACUCCUUUUCAGAGAUCAGGAGGGAUUUAUGUAGCAGCUAUUUUUACUGCAAAAGUAAUUCACUGGGGGAAAAAAAAUGGAAUUUGUAAGAAAGUUUUAUUUUUAUCUCAGCGCCAUGUAAAGUUAACCUAUUGUACAGAGCUGAAGGUUCAGGAUGGGGGGGGGAGUCUUUAUUAAACCUCUUGGAUGUGA